Puntigrus tetrazona (Sumatra barb) is the source of this 1154-nucleotide messenger RNA. RefSeq names its product intelectin 3 (gene itln3). The coding region runs from base 110 to 1030 and encodes 306 amino acids. Gene Ontology annotation, molecular function: oligosaccharide binding. The record is from RefSeq and is a predicted model, not a curated record. The transcript is spliced from 7 exons. Lineage: Eukaryota; Metazoa; Chordata; Actinopteri; Cypriniformes; Cyprinidae.
ACAGCGACACAGUGUUGCAAAAUAAGUCCGUUUUACUCCAAAUAAAAGCUGAACAGAAGACAGAAAUCUUCAUCAGACUUCAUCUACAAACAACUGAAAGCUCAGAGCCAUGCUGCGCUUCAUUUUCUUCCUGAUGUGUCUUUUGCAGUUAAAGCACACUAUGCUGAGUGUUACGGGAGCUGUCACCCCAAAGCCAAUUAUAGUAAAUGGCACCUACAUGAACCCAGAAUUAGGCAGGUAUCAUGCUAGGUUGAGGAACCUCGCUCGCAGCUGCCUGGAUAUCAAAGAGAAACACAACGGUGCACAGGAUGGCAUGUACGUCCUGACAACAGAAAGUGGUACGUACUACCAGACCUUCUGUGACAUGACCACAGCCGGCGGUGGCUGGACUCUGGUGGCCAGCGUCCAUGAGAACAACAUCAAUGGGAAGUGCUCUCUCGGUGAUCGCUGGUCGAGCCAGCAGGGAAAUGACCGAAACCUGCCUGAAGGAGACGAGACCUGGGCAAACACCGUCACAUUCGGCAGCGCGGAGGCCUCUACUAGUGAUGACUACAAGAAUCCUGGGUACUACGACAUUUCUGCAAAAGACGUGUCAGUGUGGCAUGUUCCCAAUAAAGAGCAGCUGAAGAGUUGGACGUCUUCUGCUGUCCUGCGCUACCAUACAGAGAGCCAGUUCCUCAAGGAGCAUGGUGGAAACCUUUACCACUUAUUCAAGAAAUACCCUGUGAAGUUUGGAGCAGGACAGUGUAAGAGCGAUAUGGGACCCAGCAGUCCGGUGGUGUAUGAUACUGGAGACAAAGAUGGACCAUCUGUUGGAAAGUCCAGCUUCGUAACCUUCAGAGUGUUUAACGCUGAUCAAGCAGCCAUGGCCAUGUGCUCUGGACAUAAACCUACUGAAUGCAAUUCUCAGCAUUAUUGCAUCGGUGGAGGAGGAUUUUUCCCAGACCCCCAGCAGUGUGGAGACUUCACCUCUCAGGAGCAAGCAUUUAAAGCUCUCACUCAAUCAAGCGUGCUGCUCUUCUAUCGUUAGUCUCAUUAACAGACGUCUUUUAAUGUUUACAGUAAAUCACAUGCUGAGCUGAAUUGUACACGUACAAAGUUAAUAUUUCUGGUUUGACGUGUGAAUGUUUACAUCAAUAAACCUCUAAAAAAUG